Messenger RNA from Pseudonaja textilis, 1802 nucleotides. Lineage: Eukaryota; Metazoa; Chordata; Lepidosauria; Squamata; Elapidae. The record is from RefSeq and is a predicted model, not a curated record.
AUGAGCCGCCAUUUCUUACAUUACUGCAGUGAGCCUACUCUGGAUGUGAAGAUUGCCUUUUGUCAGGGAUUUGGGAAACAAGUGGAUGUGUCAUAUAUUGCCAAAUACUACAACAUGAGUAAAAGCAAAGUUGACAACCAAUUCUACAGUGUGGAAGUAGGUGACUCGACCUUCACAGUUCUCAAACGCUACCAGAACUUAAAACCAAUCGGCUCUGGAGCUCAGGGAAUAGUUUGUGCUGCAUAUGAUGCUGUACUGGACAGAAAUGUGGCUAUCAAGAAGCUCAGCAGGCCAUUUCAAAAUCAAACACAUGCUAAACGGGCGUAUAGGGAGCUAGUUCUCAUGAAGUGUGUGAAUCACAAAAAUAUUAUCAGUUUAUUAAAUGUCUUUACACCACAGAAAUCUCUGGAGGAGUUCCAGGAUGUUUAUUUAGUAAUGGAGUUGAUGGAUGCCAAUUUGUGCCAGGUGAUUCAAAUGGAGUUAGAUCACGAGCGAAUGUCUUACCUGCUCUAUCAGAUGCUGUGUGGUAUCAAACACCUUCACUCUGCAGGAAUCAUUCACAGGGAUUUAAAACCAAGUAAUAUUGUGGUAAAAUCAGACUGUACGUUGAAGAUCCUGGAUUUUGGACUGGCAAGGACUGCAGGCACUAGCUUCAUGAUGACACCCUAUGUGGUCACACGCUAUUACAGAGCACCAGAAGUCAUCCUGGGAAUGGGCUACAAGGAGAAUGUGGAUAUAUGGUCAGUAGGAUGCAUUAUGGGAGAAAUGGUGCGCCAUAAAAUCCUCUUUCCAGGAAGGGACUAUAUUGACCAGUGGAAUAAGGUAAUUGAACAGCUUGGAACUCCCUGUCCAGAAUUCAUGAAAAAGCUCCAGCCCACGGUGAGGAACUACGUGGAAAACCGGCCUAAAUAUGCUGGCCUCACUUUCCCUAAACUUUUUCCAGACUCUCUUUUUCCAGCUGAUUCAGAACACAACAAACUCAAAGCUAGCCAAGCUAGGGACCUUUUAUCAAAGAUGCUAGUGAUUGAUCCAGCCAAACGGAUAUCAGUGGAUGAAGCCUUACAGCAUCCAUACAUCAAUGUCUGGUAUGACCCAGCAGAGGUGGAGGCGGGUCCCCAACGGCAGAGAUGGAAUGGUCAACCUGUAAGAACAGAACAUAAUAGGAUACCACCUCCACAGAUCUAUGACAAGCAGUUGGAUGAAAGAGAACACACAAUCGAAGAGUGGAAAGAAUUAAUCUACAAGGAAGUAAUGAAUUCCGAAGAAAAGACUAAAAAUGGUGUAGUAAAAGGACAACCUUCUCCCUCAGGUGCAGCAGUGAACAGCAGCGACAGCCUCCCUCCCUCCUCAUCUGUCAAUGACAUUUCCUCCAUGUCCACAGACCAGACCCUGGCAUCGGACACCGACAGCAGUUUGGAAGCUUCUGCAGGGCCCCUCGGUUGUUGCAGGUGACUAGCCGCCUGCCUGCGAAACCCGACGUUCUUCAGAAGAUGAUGCAGUUUGUAGGGAGACAAAUCUAUGGUGAUUAGUGAAAGAAUUUGAGGAUGGUAAGGAAAAGAGAGAGAGAGAGAGAGAGAGAGAGAGAAAGAGAGAAAUCAAAAUACACAUACUGAUUAAGCAAACAAAAAAGUCCCUUUCAGCCUGCUUCUCCUAAAAAAAAAAAAAGAAUAGUGUAAAUGCAGCUAAGCUCAAGUGUAUAUUUAACUUAUAGUUGCUCUGCUUUGGUCUUCUUCCAAUGAUGCUUACUGCACAAAAUGAGAGAAAGAGAGAGAGAGAGAGAAGGGGGGAAAAAUUAAGAAAAA